Chondrus crispus (carragheen) is the source of this 1293-nucleotide messenger RNA. RefSeq lists its product as hypothetical. The transcript has 4 exons. Bases 1 to 1293 code for a protein of 430 amino acids. Lineage: Eukaryota; Rhodophyta; Florideophyceae; Gigartinales; Gigartinaceae. The record is from RefSeq and is a predicted model, not a curated record.
AUGCUUCCCAGCCCGUCCGUCCCCCGCCCCGCGCUGGGAAACUCCGCCUCCCGUUACGCAUUCGCCGUCUUUGCCAGUGCGGCCAGUGUCGCGCUCGCCAACAUUCUGUACAACAUCGCCUCCAGCUGGGAGACCAGCAGAUCCCAUCUCACCCUGCGCUUGGCAUGCAUCGUCCUGGCGAGGCUGUGCAUCAUCUUCGCCGUCAAACUCUCCCUGGCCCUCGUCGCCGUCACGGUGCAGGUGCCCGGCGACGACAACGGUGCAGAUGUCGGCGGCGCGUAUCUGACCUGGGCGACCGCGGUCCUGUCGAGCCUGUACCAUGAGAGCUUGCUCAUGACCUGCAUCGCGACCGGGUAUGUCGUCAAGACGAAAACCUGGUACCCCAACUUGCGCAUCUAUCUCAGCCCGUGGUAUAGGCGCGAGCACAGUGGCGCGGCCGAGACGUUCGAGCUCCACCAGAUGGAAGAGUCGCAUGACUCUACCCCGGCGGAGCUGGUGCAGAUGAGGUAUCGAUCGCUCUCGCUGUGUCAGCGCAUCAAGGGCGGGAGGAUUGACAGACAUCUUUUGAUCUUGUCCGCCAUCUUGUAUAUUGCGAUGGAGCUGGUCACGCUUAUUAUUUCCCUGCUGAAGCUGCUCCAGGAUUUGUCCACUGUGUCCCCGAUGGAAAGCGUUUUUGUUGACGUCAAUGAUUCUAUUGAGGCGAGGAAUUGCCCGAUUCGCGUCUCGGAUGUAGCGAGUGAUGCCGUUACUUGCAUUGAUAAGCGAGGUCAGAUUGACGAAGAGGAAGAAUCCACGCCGAAUUGUUCAAAUUCUGCGAUUUGUCACUGUGGGAAUAUUGAUAUUGUGGGUGACAUCUUGGUUGUGCCUGCCUUUGUUGAAAAACAAGAUGGAACCGCUGUUUCUAUUCGGGGAUCUCAGCCUCUUUUGGUAUGUGAUGAUAGCGCCGCCGACAUACAGUUCGUCGAGCUUCGCCGUCAUCGCCGUCUUCUCUAUCCUAAUAGCUUCAUUAGGAGUUUUUUUGAUCUUCCGCCUAGGAAGAGACUCCGCACGAGUUCACGAGCAUUGAUCACUUUGUUGACUUUGCUCCAAUAUUUAUUGCUAUUUAAAAAUCCCGUGCACUGCCAGAAUACGUUGCCUGUGGAAGUGACUUUUACACUACAGCGUUGCGGUAAGACAUGCAACUCUUCGCUUCCUUUUUUCGCGAGAAACAUACGGCUGAGAAGUGAAGAAAGGAUGGCAUGCGACGUAUGUACUACACCACAUAUCGACUGUAUAUAUUGUAGGUUACCGUAA